Electrophorus electricus (electric eel) is the source of this 2895-nucleotide messenger RNA. It is a transcript of the gene suox, whose product is annotated as sulfite oxidase. NCBI's taxonomy places the organism in Eukaryota, Metazoa, Chordata, Actinopteri, Gymnotiformes, Gymnotidae. Gene Ontology annotation, cellular component: mitochondrion. Gene Ontology annotation, molecular function: molybdenum ion binding; molybdopterin cofactor binding; sulfite oxidase activity. The record is from RefSeq and is a predicted model, not a curated record. Gene Ontology annotation, biological process: sulfur compound metabolic process.
CCCAACGAGCGCUUCCACGGCUGGUUGGUGUUCCAGAAAUGGCGUCGUGCUCAGUAUCGAGCAAACAGGACACGUGAAACGGAAUAGUAGAUCGUCGUUUACAGCGCAAGUCACUAAUGCAAUGCACCGUCUCAGACAUUGCAGAGGCCUUGCCUGUGUGUUCAGUCCCAGUGCACAAAGUGCCCUGAAGCUGAAGAACAACAUUCCUCUGGCAUCAUGUUCAGGACUUGUUUCUUACUGCUGGGGGAGCCGGAGUAGCCACCAGGGGCAGAGCAGCUACUACUACAGCUCCUGGCGGCCAAGGCUCCGAUAUGUACUGAUGAGCCUGGUGGCUGGUACUGGAGCUGUAGUAGCAUAUGGUCUUCAUCAGGUGAAGUCUGAGCGGGCAGCUGCUGCAGUGCCUCAGACAGUCUCCCUGCCUGUCUACACCCAGGAAGAGGUUAUGAAACAUUGCUCCCUGGACAAGGGCAUAUGGGUCACCUACAAUGGCGAUGUCUAUGACAUCACUGACUUUGUGGCUAUACAUCCUGGAGGUAACAGAAUCCUGCUGGCUGCAGGCGGUGCUUUAGAACCCUUUUGGUCACUGUAUGCUGUACACAGACAGGAGCAUGUUCAGGAAAUUCUGUCAGGAUACAAGGUGGGUGUUCUUCAAGCAGAGGACUGCAAGAAGCAGGAGGCUGCUAAUCUUGUAGACCCUUAUUCCACUGACCCACCUCGCCACCCUGCUCUCAUUGUCAACAGCUUGAAACCUUUCAAUGCUGAACCACCUCCUGGCCUUCUUACAGACAGCUAUAUAACCCCCUCUGCACUCUUCUUCACACGCAACCAUUUGCCUGUUCCCCAGGUGGAUCCUAACAAGUACAGGCUGAAGAUAGAGGGCCUCCCUAGUGGUACUAUGUCCUUGACCUUAAACACACUUAAAUCUAAUUUUCCUAAAUACACGGUCAUUGCAACUAUCCAGUGUGCAGGGAACCGUCGAUCUGACAUGAGCAAAGUUAAGCCAGUUAAAGGGCUAAACUGGGGUUUUGCAGCUAUAGGCAAUGCUACUUGGUCAGGGGCACGUCUACGGGAUGUCUUGUACCACUGUGGCUUUGGACCUGAGGUGGCAGCUAAGGCUAGGCAUGUGCAGUUUGAAGGCUUGGACUGUGAUGUGACCGGUAUGCCAUAUGGAGUGUCCAUCCCACUGAACAAGGCAUUGAGCGAAGAGGGAGAUGUCCUUCUGGCUUAUGAAAUGAAUGGUGAGGAACUGCCAGCAGACCAUGGCUACCCUGUGCGCGUGAUUGUGCCUGGAGUUGCUGGAGCACGGAAUGUCAAAUGGCUGGGCAAGGUAGUCAUCAGCGAGGUAGAGAGCGAGUGUCACUGGCAGCAGAAUGAUUACAAGGGUUUCUCCCCGGGCACCAACUGGGACACGGUGGACUACAAAUCUGCGCCAGCCAUCCAGGAGCUUCCUGUUCAGUCAGCCAUCACCCAGCCGGUGGACGGGUCCUUGGUGGACCGGCGCAUGGAAGAAGUGAAUGUGAAAGGUUAUGCUUGGAGUGGUGGAGGGAGGGAGGUGGUGCGGGUGGAUGUCUCUGUGGAUGGUGGCAAGACAUGGCAUGUGGCUAAGCUCCGGGACAACGGGGAAGAUGAAUUUCCUGCCCCGUCACCACAGCCUGGGCGAGCAUGGGCCUGGAAGCUCUGGGAGAUAGCAAUCCCUCUGCCAGAGGGAGCAGAGGUGCUGGAGGUUGUAUGCAAGGCUGUUGACAGUAGUUACAAUACACAGCCAGACUCUGUACCACCUAUUUGGAACUUGAGGGGAGUGCUUUGUAAUGCUUGGCAUCGAGUAAAGGUGAAGGUAAAUUGAGGGUUUGGGAGGAAAGGAACAAAUACCCAGUGAAGGAAACAUUUAUUGAAAGAGAAACCAUGUAUGUGUGAAGCAUGGGUUCAUUUGAUUUGACAAAUGUCUAGGAAUGCUAACAUGAGCUUAAGUUAGAACUGCUUAAGAGGAUUCUCGUACCCGAUACCCACACCUGAGGGUAGCCAGUCAUGUGAUCAACAAAGUCUUCAGUUUCCAAAAAAACCAGGAGACUUGAGUUUGUGCUGUUGAAUGAAAGAAUUCCUCUGAUUUGCAAGCAGCAUUACAUCCAUCUCUAAAUGAUUUGCAGAAAUGCUCAACUUGCCAAGCAGGAUUAAUGAAUGAAUUGAUUUUAGUGAAAACUAAAGUUUUUUUUAUAGAGGCUGAAUUGGAUAUCUUUGCAGAAGGUAGCUGUUUAUGCUGAGAAGCAAAUGAAAAUUAGGAACCCCAGGAUUCUAAUUCUUUUAAUCAUUUAGGGGUAAUAUUCCUUUGGUGUUUCAGAACUUGACUAAAUGUAAAAAAGGAAGGGGGGAAAAAAGCAGAACAGCUGAAUAUAUGAAUGAGUUCAUGAAUACCCAGGAUCAUGAAUCCUUCAUCUCUUGAUCCUUUCAUGUUGGAAUGGAACAUUAGCAUGGAAAUAUCAAGCACUGGGGUAUUUCAAAUUUUACAUUUUAUUUUGAAAGAAAUUUAAAAUUUACUUAUUUUGAAAUGUUUUUAAACAAUUUUAGCCUGUUGUCCAUGUCUCAGUAAAAUUCUCAAUUUUACCAUGUUUUGCUGUAGCAGUUUACGAAAGUUGCUAAUAUUUAACAUGGUACAUGACUGACAAUGUUUACAUGUCUGAAAUUUGUGCCUAGGCUUGGUGGGAAUGUUUGCCAGAUAUCAGUCUGUGUUGAUAUAUACGCAAGCGUGCGCACACAAUCCAUUUCAGGUCAUAUGGGUGAUUUGGAUUUUUUUUUUUUUCUGUGGAAAUUACUGCAUUUUAGAUAACUCAUGCUGUAGUGCUAUAGGCCAUUUGCUGUAAUUGAAAAAGAUUUUCUAAUAAAUCAUUUGCUUUAAGUUAA